AGGUGGUGUGAGCAUUGAAAGAUAAAGGACGGCAGUUCAAGAGGAAGGUUCACCGCGAUCACAGAGGAGUGGAUGUACAAAGAGACAACACGCUGAAAAAACUCAAGAAAGGAGCAGGAGACCGGAAGACUUGACAAGCAACCUACAUCACCGAGAUGGAAGCAGGCAUGAAGCAGAUAUCAGAGAAAGUGAAGGCCACAGACAGUGACCUGUCAGAACAGAUUAAAGAAGUGACCAAGGACACGCAUGUCAGAGCUGAGAACACAGAGCUUAUGCUGAGCUACCAAAGAGGGCAUAUAUCCCUCCCACAAUAUAAGCUCCUGCUGUGCUCACUGUAUGAGAUAUAUAGAGCCCUGGAGGAGGAACUGGACAGAAAUGCCUCCCACCCAGGUGUUGCACCGAUUUACUUUCCCCAGGAACUAGCCCGAAGGGAAGCACUGGAGAGUGACCUUGAGUUCCUCCUUGGACAAGACUGGAAGGAGAAGAUCGCUGUUCCUGCUGCUGCACACAAAUAUGUACAGAGACUGAGACAGAUUGGCAAAGAAAACCCCACCUUGUUAGUGGCCCACGCCUACACCCGUUACCUGGGCGACCUGUCAGGUGGACAGGUCCUGGGGCGCAUUACCCAGAAGACUUUGGGGCUGAGCACUGGGGAGGGUCUGUCCUUCUUCAUGUUUCCUGGAGUGAGCAGUGCCAACCGCUUCAAACAGCUGUACAGGAGCAGGAUGAACAGUGUGGAGCUGACCGAGGAGGAGAGAGAGCAAGUGCUGGAGGAGGCUGUCCGAGCAUUCGAGUUCAACAUCCAGGUUUUUGAUGACCUGCAGAAAAUGUUGAUGGUCUCACAGUCCGACAACAGCAGAGAUGCUGCUCAUGUCACAGGUGCUGAGACUGUCAAGAACAGACUGAUGGAAAAAGUACAGAUGACCAGCAGUGACCUGUCAGAACAGAUUAAAGCAGUGACCAAGGACACGCACGUCAGAGCUGAGAACACAGAGCUAAUGCUGAGCUACCAGAGAGGACAUAUAACCCUCCCACAGUACAAGCUCCUGCUGUGUUCGCUCUAUGAGAUCUACAGAGCUCUGGAGGAGGAGAUGGACAGAAACUCCUCCCACCCAGGUGUUGCACCAAUUUACUUCCCCCAGGAACUGGCACGACUCGAGGCACUGGAGAAGGACCUCGAGUUCCUCCUUGGAAAUAAAUGGCGAGAGCGGAUAGCAGUCCCUGCUGCUACACAGAAAUACGCAAAGAGACUGAGACAAAUUGGCAAAGAAAACCCAAAGUUGUUGGUGGCCCACGCCUACACCCGUUACCUGGGCGACCUGUCAGGUGGGCAGGUCCUGGGGCGCAUUACCCAGAAGUCCUUGGGGCUGAGCGACGGGGAGGGUCUGUCCUUCUUCGCGUUCCCUGGAGUGAGCAGUGCCAACCGCUUCAAACAGCUGUACAGGAGCAGGAUGAACAGUGUGGAGCUGACCGAGGAGGAGAGAGAGCAAGUGCUGGAGGAGGCUGUCCGAGCAUUCGAGUUCAACAUCCAGGUUUUUGAUGACCUGCAGAAAAUGCUCGGAGUCAUGGAAGAGACAGAUGGCAGACAUAGCCGCUUCGCUAACGGAGACCACACAGUGGCCAAGGCUUCCCAACUGCCCACUUUGAUGGUUUCCAGCUCACCUGUAAUGCGACUGAUCUUCGGAGUCUGUGUUGCCUUGGCAGUCGCUGUGGGAAUGUACCUACGAUGACCGCACAACUGAACUACUGUAACGGAGCAAUUCUGAACCUUCACUGACUACUGUACAGUAUUAACUGCACAGUUAGAUUUGACUGUGCAAUCCGUGCAUCUUUACUGUAGCUCAAAUUCAUUUCAAAAUGUAUGUGUGGGCCUUUGUAAGACCUUAUGGGUCUAAUAUGAGCACUUCAGUAUAAUAGGAGCCCAAGUACAACUACUGUAAUCAAUUGUUUUGCACUGAUCUAUUGUAAUAAUGUUGGAACUUAAUGAAGGCAAUAUCAAGAUUUCAACUGUUAGCUGCUAUGUAAUUACUCGUUUUGUUUAUUUUCUAUAAUUGCUGAAAAUUCACAUUCCUAAUAAAAAAAAUAAAAAAAAAGAA
This is a messenger RNA of Conger conger (European conger), 2096 nucleotides long. It is a transcript of the gene hmox1a, whose product is annotated as heme oxygenase 1a. Gene Ontology annotation, molecular function: heme binding; heme oxygenase (decyclizing) activity. Gene Ontology annotation, biological process: heme oxidation; heme catabolic process; response to oxidative stress. The record is from RefSeq and is a predicted model, not a curated record. The transcript is spliced from 12 exons. Bases 156 to 1730 code for a protein of 524 amino acids. Lineage: Eukaryota; Metazoa; Chordata; Actinopteri; Anguilliformes; Congridae.